AUGCCUCUCUCCGUCGUCGCCCCGUCCGCCGUGACCCUCGUUGGGUCCGCUCGAGCCGCGCGCGGCCGCUGCGUCGCGCGUCGGGCGGUCCAGCGCCCGCGCGCGGCGCGGAUCGUCUGCGCGGGCUCCGGUGCCGACGAUUACGCGGGAAUGCUCUCGCGAGCGCUCCGCACCAUCGACACCGGCGCGCUGGGAUCCGUCCCGGCCGCCGCGGCGUCGGCCCCGAUCUCGACGCCGACGCCAGCCGCGGAUCCGGUCAAGGAGAGCACCGUCAUCAAGAGCGCGAUCAAAUCCCCGACGGAGCGCGCGCGAGAUCCUCGAUUCGACGCGUCCAGACAGGAGGAGGCCAAGCUUGAUUCCAUGCGCGAGGCGGCGAGGAAGCGCAUGUCCGGCAAGGUGGAUCCCGAACCCGCGCCGACGACGCCCGCGUACGACGAUAUCGAACCCGUCGUGACGUCCUCGGAGUCUCCGGACGCCGGCAUGGUCGUCGACGGGGGCGCCAUCUGGCGGUACUUCCUCUGCACCGCGGUGCAAUUCAGCGUGAUGGUCUGGUUCUCCAUGUGGCUCAACGUCGGGAUCUCCAGGUCGCCGCUGGAUCUCACGUACCAGAAGGCGCUCGUGGGCGCGUGGUUCGGGUUCAACGCGCUCAAAUCCCGGGUCUUCUCCCCGUUGAACGCGUCCAGACCGAAGGUUGAAGGGGAGAAGGACGCGAUCAAGGAGCGCCGCCGGCCGAGCUGGAUGCCGCCGCCCAUCGCGUUCCCGAUCAUCUGGACCACCAUCGCGGUGCUCCGCGCCGUGUCCAGCGUCGUCGUCUUCUCAACCACCGGCACCCUGAACAACCCGGCGCACUUCGCCAUGCUCCUGCACCUCGCCGUCGGAGACACGUGGAACUCAAUCAACAACGCGGAGAAGCGGCUCGGCACAGCCGUCGUCGGCGUCUGCGCCGUGCUAGCCUCCGUGUACAACGUGGUGUACCAGUACUGGAGCGUGACGCCGACGGCGGGAGUUCUCAUCGCGCCGUCCGCGGUGUGGAUCACCGUGGCGACGGUGCUGGUGUACACGAUAUGGAAGAUCAACCCGCGCGAGGACGGCACCAGGGAGCCGCUCUGGCCGAUGAAGCCGGCGAAGGCGUGA
This is a messenger RNA of Micromonas commoda, 1134 nucleotides long. Its product is annotated as tryptophan-rich sensory-like protein. Gene Ontology annotation, cellular component: membrane. The transcript has a single exon. The record is from RefSeq and is a predicted model, not a curated record. Lineage: Eukaryota; Viridiplantae; Chlorophyta; Mamiellophyceae; Mamiellales; Mamiellaceae. Bases 1 to 1134 code for a protein of 377 amino acids.